AUGGGUAAGAUGCACACGAACGAUUCAUCUGCCUCAGCGAUGUUACAAAGUUUGGCUGACGACGAUUUCCGCAAUCUUUUGAAUACUGCAGCAAAACCGCAAUAUGGUAGCCUUCAAAGAAAAAGAAAGAAAUCUCAAAAAACAGCGGAAUACGGUGGUCGUCGCCUGAGUGAUGCAGGUGAAAAUACUGGCUUAUCAGCAGAAGCGGACAAUUUACUCGCACAAUUUCGACGUGAAGCAGAACUAAAUCAGCGAAACGCGGAUAUUGAAAGAGGAAAGCAACAACGUACAAUAACGGCGUUUAUUAAAGAAGCUGCAGCUACGUCACGUGCACGUGAACUUCUGGAGAAGUAUACCGAAGCUGAAAACUGGGAAACACAUCUAACAUCAAAACAUAGCAAAUAUGGAAAUAGUAAUGCUAGUAAUGAUCACAACACCAAAAAUUUGGUCAGAAUUAAUUUGACAUCAAGUAGACCAUCCAAGAUUGCUGUGGAACAAAAAAUUAUUCAUGCAGUGACCAAUAGUAAUACUAUAAAUACUAAUAGUAAUAACUAUAUUUCGAGUGAUAUUUCACGUGCAACGCAAACAGUUGAUAAGCCAUCUGGUGUUGUAAAUUUCAAUAAGUUGAAUUCUGUAUCAUCAGUUGAAAAUGGAUAUUUGGAUACGAAUAAAAUAGCAUACAUUGAUGAGGAUGAACGUGUAAUUGAUUCCUUUCGCUCUUUAAAUAUGCAUAGUGGAGAGAAUCAAAGUGGGCAUAUGAAUGGUGGUAAUUUCAAGAAUCUUUAUACACAAGGCAAUUCAGUUCGAGAGAUUCGAGCGCUAAACGAUAGCGAUGACGAUGAAGUGAUGGUGAAUAUUAUGUCGAAAGUUUCAAAAAAGGAAAGCGAAAAUAUUUCAAAUGUUGAAGCAAUUAUUGAUAGAAUUCCAAAAAGUAUUGAAGCUAGUGCAACUACUGAUGCUCAAGGGAAGCAUGAUGAUAAUCCAUUUGCUUAUUCAGCAGGACAAUUACGUUUACAUGGAAAUCGAGUUGGUACAUAUGAUAUGCAAAAAUCUCGUUCAUUAGGAGUUAAAAGGGAUAUUUUAGCAACUGAUGUUAACUUCAUACCGGAUAAUACAUGUAAUUCGAUAUUAGCGCGAGAUUUGGUACCGGCAAAUUUUGAUGGACGUGAAACUUACGCUAGAGGACUUUUGGAUCCAACGGAGGACACUCGCCUUAAUCCGCAGCAGACAAAUUUGGAUAACGAAAUGGCCAAUCUGAAAAAUCAACCAGACAAAUGCGCAAUUGCUAAAAGACGCAAAGAGAAUAAAAAAGCGAAAGAAGCAAAAAAUAGUUAUGUUGUUGAACCGAAAGAUGGCUAUAUGGGUAAUUUAUCACCUGAAGAAAUAUUGAAGCGGAUCGAGGGAGAUGACAAAGGGAAAGUUAAAGGAAAUCAAAAGAAUGGAACAAAUGCGUCUAAGGAUCAUUCUACUGUUGUAGCGAACGGUUCUAAAAAUAGUGGUGGUCGUAAAAGAGGUGACAAAAAAGAUCGACAAGCAGAUAAGGCUGCAAGACGCUCUGCCAUAACUGAUAAAGAGAUAGCUGAACUCUCAACCAACAUGGAAACAUUAAAUAUAGAAAAAGGAGAGAUGGUUGUUGUGGAGGGAACUACCCAUGUACCUGAACAUGGAUCAUUAACGACGGAGACGAGAACAUCGAAGACGGAAGUCGUAACAUUAUCACCUGAUAAGGUAGAAGAAACUGGGAGUGGUGUUAUGAUCGCAGCGAAGAGCACAGUGGAUGAAGGUAUGGACGAUGAAGAGCAAUAUUUGAGUGCCGAUGAAGGUGCAAAUUCCAACUUCUCCGAUGACAUCAAAACUGAGUUGCAGUAUCAUACGGAUGAACAAUCCGGUGCUUCUGGUUCACGCGACUUUAUAAGUGAUGGCGCCAAUUAUCGUGCUGAUGAUGAAGAAAUAAAUCCUUUACCAGUAACAUCCGAAGAAUCUGAAUUUAUUCAGGUCACUGCUAAGAGUAAGAGGAAAGGUGCUACUGCUCUGACUCAACAUCAACAACAAACUACGGGAUCGGGAAUGGAUAGGAAGAACGUGUACUUCAAUAGCACGACAGAUCGAGGUGCUAGGACAAAUGUAAGGCGUGAUGCAGAUAGAUUGCGACGAAGCUCAGUACAACUACCACCGGACAGCCGUAGAAACCAACUAUCUUCACGUGGAAACACUUCUCCAUCAUCGGUUGAUUGCGAGAGUUUUCAAAAAUAUUCGACUCCUCCACGACUUCGGAUGUUAAUUUCAGAUGUUGUUGAUAAUACUCUUAUGAAAGCACAAGAGAACAAGAGUGGAAAAAGUCAACUUAUCGGCAUCACUGAUAGUGCUCGUCCAGAGCAGCAAAGACAGCAGGAGCAUUCUAAAUUUGCUACCUCAGUAUCGAUGAACAAGAAGGGAAAAUGUGGGUUACCAUCUUCCCUUCAAACAAGUCGAACAGCAUCACCUGAUCAUCGUAGCAGUCAACCGUUGACUUUAAAAUAUUCUGUCGCUGCUGGAAGCAGUGGCUCUUCACCGGCUGUUGCAUCUCUUUCGGAAAGUUUGUCAGAUGCGAAGUGCAAAAUAACGGAGCAGCAUAUUGGCAGUGGUACUAUUCCUAAUACAAAAGCUCCAGCUCAACAAUCUUGGGCAGAUAUAGCCAAGCGACGAUUGUACGAUAAUGUUGAAACACGUCCAAGUGAAGCACCUCUUGCAUCGUUGGAUCUUCGUGCAUCGAUCAAAGAAGAACAUUCCGUUAGUGGGAUUUCCAUUUCUGGUCAUAUGGAAAGUGAAGAAAAGCCGGGAUAUAGCAAGCAAAAGCGAACUGUAAGUGUGGAAUCGGUAAGCAGUGACCCAGCAGUGAAAGAUUAUUCCUUCUUUUUUGAUCCAAACGAAGCUGCUGGAACUGUGUCGAAAGAAUCAGAAUCGAAGAGUUCUAAAACUAUGCCAAAGGAAACUGACGAGGAUUCGAAGGCUUUUAAACCUCGAUGUUCCGGGAUAGUGCUCAAUUUGGAUGGAGGUCGUCAAGUUGUUCUUCCGGAAAGUGAUGCAUCAGCUGCAGGUUCACCAACCGUUGUCGAUAUAAGGCAACGACCUGAAAUAAUAACAGCGAUUGGAAUGUGGAAAUGUUUCCAGUCCACAGAACAUCCAACAGAAGUAAUAACGACAUACAAAGAAUAUAAAGAACGAAAAGAGAGAUUAGAGAAGCAGAAACGGGUAUCAAAUGAACAAAAAAAGAAGGAAGAAAUGACAAAAGAGGGUGACAAAGGCGUAGGAGGAUCGAAAUGA
Brugia malayi is the source of this 3303-nucleotide messenger RNA. RefSeq lists its product as uncharacterized. Lineage: Eukaryota; Metazoa; Nematoda; Chromadorea; Rhabditida; Onchocercidae. The record is from RefSeq and is a predicted model, not a curated record. The coding region runs from base 1 to 3303 and encodes 1100 amino acids. The transcript is spliced from 25 exons.